AUGUUUUCUUUCUUUAAGAAAAAGAACAUAGUAACAAGAAGAGAAAUUUAUGAGGCAGCACGUAGUAUUGAUGAUAAGUUUUUAAAUAGCCAUCCUCAUGAAAUUGAUAUUUUUGGACCUAAAUACGUUGCUUUGCAUAGAAAUGAGAAGCCACAUGGUACUGCAUUGCACUAUGCGGCAGCUCGUAACGAUCUGAAUGCUCUAAAAGUUUUAUUAUAUUAUGGUGCUAAUCCUAAUUUACCAAAUAAAUGGGGCAUGACAUCAGUGCAUUACGCUGUUAAAGAAGGGAAUAUUCUCAUGGUCCAAAUUUUAUUCUACCAUGGUGCAGAUUUAGAUAUUGCCUGUCGAAAGGAAAAUAAGACCCCAUUAGAAUAUGCCGAAAGUUUAGGCUAUUCUGAAAUGGCUACGUGGCUAACUAAUCUUGCGCGUAGUUAUGUCAAUUUAUUUGGAAAUAAAUGGAAAACGAAUGUGCCUGAUGUAGAAACUGUAGAAAGGAUGUAUCCUGUGAAAGAAUUCGACCAAUACAGUAGCGAUUUCAGUACUGAUGGUUCUAGCAAUGAUUCCAUUAUAAAUCGAGAUGAGAUUGAUGGUGAUGAAAUCUCCGAAAGACAGAGUAGUAGCCCCAUGCCUAGUCCACAAGUAAGGCGUGUAAGAAGAACAGUUAUGAGAGUUCCUGAGAACAGGCAAGAUCCCGAUGACGAAGAUUCUGAUGCUGAAGAAGAGAAGCGAGAUGAAGUUAGAUCAAUAGCAUGA
Molecule: messenger RNA, 753 nt
Organism: Trichoplax adhaerens
Lineage: Eukaryota; Metazoa; Placozoa; Uniplacotomia; Trichoplacea; Trichoplacidae
Exons: 8
Coding region: 1-753 (250 amino acids)
Molecular function (GO): protein binding
Source: RefSeq, a predicted model, not a curated record